CGCGGAGCUCCCAAUGGGAGCGGUGGUGGUGCUGUGCGCGAGGCCCGCCUGCGCGGCUCGGGGCGGUGCUGAGACGGGCGGGCGUUGAGGCGGCCGUUUCCUGUCCUGGUGCAUGGUGGUCGGACGGAGGAAUUGUUGGAAAAUUUCUCGGCGAGGUAGACAAUGUUAUUAGCUCAGAUAAAUCGAGACUCUCAGGGCAUGACUGAAUUUUCUGGAGGAGGAAUGGAGGCCCAGCAUGUGACUCUUUGUCUAACAGAAGCUGUAGCUGUGCAAGGUGAAUCUCCAGAUGGUGACAACUUAGAAAACAUGGAAGGUGUAAGUUUGCAAGCAGUUACCCUUGCUGAUGGCUCCACUGCUUACAUACAGCACAAUUCUAAAGAUGGGAAAUUAAUGGAUGGACAAGUGAUUCAAUUAGAAGAUGGUUCUGCUGCUUACGUUCAACAUGUACCCAUGCCUAAAAGCAGAGACAGCUUGCGUCUGGAAGAUGGACAAGCAGUUCAGCUGGAGGAUGGAACUACAGCAUUUAUUCAUCACACCUCAAAAGACAGUUACGACCAGAGUGCAUUACAAGCAGUCCAGCUGGAGGAUGGAACUACGGCCUACAUUCACCACACAGUGCAAAUGCCACAGUCAGAUACCAUUUUAGCCAUUCAAGCUGAUGGCACAGUGGCAGGUCUUCAUACAGGAGAUGCUGCCAUUGACCCAGAUACCAUCAGUGCUUUGGAGCAAUAUGCAGCCAAGGUGUCUAUUGAUGGAAAUGAUGGUGUUAGUGGCACAGGAAUGAUAGGUGAAAAUGAACAAGAUAAAAAAAUGCAGAUUGUCUUGCAAGGACAUGGAACACGAGUGAAUACAAAAUCUCAGCCAAGUGGAGAGAAAGCCUUUCGCUGUGACUAUGAUGGCUGUGGCAAACUAUACACAACAGCUCACCAUCUUAAGGUGCAUGAAAGAUCACACACAGGAGACAGGCCAUAUCAGUGUGAACAUCCUGGAUGUGGCAAAGCCUUUGCAACAGGGUAUGGGUUAAAAAGUCAUGUCCGAACACACACUGGUGAAAAGCCUUAUCGGUGCACAGAAGAAAAUUGCACCAAGUCAUUCAAGACUUCAGGAGACCUGCAGAAACAUAUCCGAACCCACACAGGUGAAAGGCCCUUUAAGUGUCCAUUUGAAGGAUGUGGCAGGUCAUUCACAACAUCUAAUAUUAGAAAGGUUCACAUCAGGACACAUACGGGCGAAAGGCCUUAUUACUGUACAGAGCCAGGAUGUGGGAGAGCUUUUGCCAGUGCAACUAAUUAUAAGAAUCAUGUGAGAAUACACACAGGGGAGAAGCCCUAUGUCUGUACAGUUCCUGGUUGUGACAAACGUUUUACAGAGUACUCUAGUUUAUACAAGCAUCAUGUUGUACAUACUCAUUCCAAACCAUAUAACUGUAAUCACUGUGGGAAAACAUACAAGCAGAUUUCUACACUUGCUAUGCAUAAGCGGACAGCGCACAAUGACACAGAACCCAUUGAAGAAGAACAAGAGGCUUUUUUUGAGCCACCUCCAGGUCAAGGUGAAGAUGUUCUCAAAGGUUCCCAAAUAACCUAUGUGACAGGUGUAGAUGGAGAAGAUGUAAUUUCUGCACAGGUUGCUACAGUUACUCAGUCAGGAUUAGGUCAGCAAGUAGCACUAAUAUCCCAGGAUGGAACGCAACAUGUCAACAUAACCCAGGCAGAUAUGCAGGCCAUUGGCAAUACUAUCACUAUGGUAACACAAGAUGGCACCACCAUCACAGUACCUGCCCAUGAUGCCGUCAUCUCUUCUGCAGGAACACAUUCUGUAGCAAUGGUUACUGCUGAAGGCACUGAAGGACAGCAGGUUGCUAUUGUGGCUCAAGACUUAGCAGCAUUUCAUAGCGCCCCAUCAGACAUGGGACAUCAGCAACAUGGGCACCAUUUAGUGACUACAGAAACCAGACCUGUCACAUUGUUGGCUACAUCAAAUGGAACACAAAUUGCAGUACAGCUUGGAGAACAACAGUCUCUGGAAGAAGCCAUUAGAAUAGCCUCCAGAAUACAACAGGGUGAAACACCAGGGAUUGAUGAUUAACUUCUAAAACUGCUACCAGAACAAUAGAGUGAAAGGUAUUUUAUUUUCAAUCAAAGGUCCAUGCCAGCAGCAGCCCAUAAAAACUUUGAAGUUCCGCACUCACUGAAACUGUACACAUUUUAUGCAAGAGUGAAGAACAUUUUGUAAGUUUUGUGUACGUAACCCUUGGAAUGGACUGACAUCACCUGCUUCCAACUGUUGUGUUUUCAGGAAUGUGUAAUUAGGAUUAUAUAGUAAAUUUCCUUGUUAGACUUUCAUCAGAUUUCAGACUGAUCUACAAGCAAAUGAAAAAUUGAAUAUAAGUAUUGGAAUUAAUUUUUAAUGUCAUGUGCGAAUAAUGCAGGCAUUACUGAAGAACUCAAAUAUUUAAAAUACUAUUGAAAAAAGUCAUCCUUUCAGGAACCCUUACAAGUAAUAAAGAUGACAGAGCCUUUUAAAUUGCAUUCCAUAAAUGGAAAAGUCUUGGAUUUGAGCCAACUGUAAAUCUUCAUAGUUUGAUUUGUUUCAUACGGAUUUGAAUACUCUUUGGAUUAUCUACCCUGUCUUAUUCAUUGUAAAUACAGACUGUUAAUGCUGGAAGUGCUAAUUAUAUUAUCUUUAAAUUGGAUUAUGUACAAAGGUGACGCUUUGGUUGUUCAAUAUUAAAGGAAGUAAAUCUAAUGAUUUUUGUUUCUUUACAUAUUUUACUUAAGAUGUUACUCUCAAAUUAUUAUGCAAUAAAAUAUAGCAAGAUUGUAUUGUCUAGAUAGGAUGAUAUUGUUGUGUGACAUACUGGUUUACUUUUUAAUGAGACUGAAGUUCAAAUUAUUUAUUUAUGGCCAUGUAUAAAUUUUUCAAAGCUUAUUAAUCAUAAACUUAAUUUCUGAUGUAUUAAUUUUGGUCGUAAUCCACUAUAGUGUAUUAAGUAAUUAUUGUUAAUAGUUGCUUUAAACAUUCUAAAGCACUACAAGAAUGAUUAAAGUAAUUAGUAAUUAGGCAACCGAUUUUGACUUAAAAAGUAAACAUACCUGUUUUCAAGAGGUAAGUUUACUUUUCAAAUGGUGCAUUUGCAGCAAAAGAACAAGUACUAAUAGUCUAUUUUCAACAGUUCUGAGUGCCUGCUGCUACCAUUCAGUACCCAGGUUGUGCUGAUAACCAGUGCUUUUGAAAAUCAGGACACAAGUUACUAGAAAAAAGGGAUUAGUUAAUGGUGAUGUAAGUACAAUGCCUCUCUAUGCCUAUCAUUCUGUAAAGGGAAAAAAUCCAUCGUAGAUAUGUCUAACACAUGCAGUAAAAAGUAAUUUUUUAUAUAUAUGGAAAAAUGUCUUUUGUUAGUAAACUUGUUAAAUUAAAAAUUUUUGGCUUCAUGUAAAAUUCAGUGCUAAUUUUAGAUGAGUGGCAAAAGCACUUCUGAAACUGAAGCUUCAUCUUUUACAUUCUCAAGGGAAGGAGUAAACAUCUUCUGGAUGAAGCGUUAAUCAAGUAAUUGUUUUCUAAGUAUUGUGAGGUACACAUUUUACAUUAAGUCGGUAACUACAUACCCUGAGGUAUUUGACCUCAAAAAGGCCAAGUUUAAAUAAUAUGAAGCUAAUUUAUCAUGAAUUACUGUAUCAGAGUGGGUUGCAGCCUUUUGUUUUUCAUACAGAUGACCAAUUGAAAAGUGCAGUGAAAGAAUAUGGUACUGUGGGAUAGAUGUGGAUCUAUUACAAAGUAAAACCUGGAAACAUUGAGGUUUUUCUGUAACUUUUGCACAGGAUUGAGGCUGCUUGCUCACCUAGGUGCCAGUUUUCUUUCCUAAAGUGUUGUAAUUCUUGAUAUCCCAUGGAGAUAAAUGUACUAUGCAAGGAGGAUUCAUUGCCUGUCAGCUAGAUCCGUUUCUUAGUACUUAUUACCUUUUAGACAUUAAAGACUUAUCAUUUGACAAGA
This is a messenger RNA of Neopsephotus bourkii (Bourke's parrot), 3993 nucleotides long. It is a transcript of the gene ZNF143, whose product is annotated as zinc finger protein 143. Lineage: Eukaryota; Metazoa; Chordata; Aves; Psittaciformes; Psittacidae. Gene Ontology annotation, molecular function: DNA-binding transcription factor activity, RNA polymerase II-specific; RNA polymerase II cis-regulatory region sequence-specific DNA binding. The transcript is spliced from 16 exons. Gene Ontology annotation, cellular component: nucleus; transcription regulator complex; PcG protein complex. Gene Ontology annotation, biological process: regulation of transcription by RNA polymerase II; central nervous system development. The coding region runs from base 163 to 2088 and encodes 641 amino acids. The record is from RefSeq and is a predicted model, not a curated record.